UAUAUAUAUGUCUACAAAAAUCGAAAUAUUUAAACUUUUUUGAUAAAUAAAUAUUUGAUAAACAUAUUUUUUAUCAGUGUAUAAACUUAACACUUCUAAAAACAACAUGAAAAUGGUUUCUUGUAAAUUAUCAAAAAUCUAAAACAACAAAAAAAUCUAAAAAUUUUGGAGGAGAAGAACAAACUUGUUUCAGCCAACGACAAUUGCUCCUGGUAUCUGCAAUGAAUGCCACCUCGCCAAAGUCAUCGCUGGUCAAGUUGGGUCUGCAUACCAACAAACAAAAGACUCUGAAGGUUAUGGUCUUGGGCCAGAGUGGCGUGGGAAAAACGGCCAUGGUGGUGCGUUUUAUUACCCGACGCUUCAUUGGCGAAUAUGAUCCGAAUCUGGAGAAGGUUUACACCUGCCAAACCACGUUGGACAAGGAGCAAAUCCAGUUUGACAUUCUGGAUGCCACUGGACAGCUGCAAGAACUAGAUGGCGUUAGUCUGGAGUCCAAUAUCCGCUGGGCCGACGCCUUUAUCCUCAUGUACUCCAUCACGGACAAGUGCUCCUUCGAUGAGUGCAGUCGCCUGAAGUUCCUCAUCAACUACAACAAGCGGAGACGCAAGUUGGGUUCGGCCAGUAAAGACUAUACUUUGGAUAUUCCUGUCAUUUUGGUGGGCAACAAGACAGAUCAGCCCGGCGAUCGAAUGGUCAGCUUGGAAGAAGGUCAACGAAGGUUCAGGGAGCUGUCCUGCGCAUGUUUUCAUGAGAUCUCUGUUAGAGAGAGUGUGGAUCAGGUGCAGAAUGUUUUUCGCGAUGUUUUCCGCUUCUGGCGAGUCUUCAGCAAAUUCCCCAAGCUCAAGCGCUCCACGAGCGAUGUGGCCAACACAGAUGGAGUUCUGACCCCCGACUCAGGAUCCUGUUCCUUCUACGAUGCGGCAUCCUUUGGUGCCGGUCGACGUUCUUUCCUGGUCAUCGGAAGUGCCUGUUUGGAGGAGAGCAGCGGUGACCAUACAGAGUCCACGGAUGAGAUUGCUAGCAGUAGUUUGAGCAGUUCGCGCAGCGAUAUCGAUGCCCCCUUUCGUAGCAGAGCCUCGACAGAUGGGACACUGUUGUCCCGGCCAAGAAGAUGGCGUUAUCCACCGCCUGGGUGUCUGCUGCCACACACGAAUCGCGUAGAGCGACGGAUGAGCAUUUCCACCAGGGGCAGCAAUGCCAGCUAUUGAGGGAGGGAAACUGUAGUCAGGGAGGGUCUCGAGCUUAGUUAGUCAAA
Messenger RNA from Drosophila eugracilis, 1255 nucleotides. Its product is annotated as ras-like protein. The record is from RefSeq and is a predicted model, not a curated record. NCBI's taxonomy places the organism in Eukaryota, Metazoa, Arthropoda, Insecta, Diptera, Drosophilidae. Bases 222 to 1208 code for a protein of 328 amino acids. The transcript has 6 exons. Gene Ontology annotation, molecular function: GTPase activity; GTP binding.